CGGGGUCCUUCUGUGAAAGAUGGCGACCUCCAGCAAGAGUCAGGUGCUUUCUCUGUACAAAAUGUUAUUGAAAGAAAGCAAACAAUUCUCUUCAUAUAAUUACAGAACAUAUGCCUUGCGGAGGGUGAGGGACGCUUUCAGGGAGAACAAGAGCGUGGACGACCCUAAGACCCUGGAGAUCCUGCUAAACCGAGCCUGGGAUAGCCUGGCUGUAAUCCAGCGGCAGCCUUAUCACCAUGGGAAAUAGCAAAGAGACGUCUAAGGACAUCAGAGAAAAAACUGUUGACCUUCACAAAGGUGGAAUCGGCUACAUUACCAUCAGCAAGCAGCCUGGUGAGAAACUGACAACUGUUGGUGGAAUUAAUUGCAAAUGGAAGAAAGAUAAAACAACUGUCAAUAUCCCUCGGUCAUGUUUAGGCCCGUCUGAAGUAUGCUAGUGGACACCUGAAUAAUUCCAAUGAAGCUUGAAAGAAUGUCAUGUGGUCUGAUGAGACCAAAAUCGAGCUGUUUGGCAUCAACUCUACUCGCCAUGUUUGGGGGGAAAAUAAUGCUGACUAUAACCCCAGGAAGACCAUCCCUACCGUCAAACACGGAGGUGGAAGCAUUAUGCUUUGGGGGUGUUUUUCUGCCGAGGGUGCAGGACAGCUGCACCACAUCGAAGGAAAGAUGGACAGACGUAAAAUCUUGGAUGAGAACCUCCUCCCUUCAGCCACCCCUUCAGCAGGUGGGUCUUCCAGCAAGACAGCGACCCUAAGCAUACGGCUAAGGCAACAAAGGAGUGAUUCAAGAAGAAGCACAUUAGGGUUAUGGGGGGCCCUAGCCAGUCUCCGGACUUUAACCCCAUAGUAUUCCCUAUGGAGGGAACUCAAGCUUCAUCUAUCCAAGUUACAGCCUAAAAACCUUAGAGAUUUGAAGGAGGUCUGCAAAGAGGAGUGGAUGAAAAUUCCUGAUGAUCUGCACGUAAUCCUGGUGACCAACUACAAGAAACGUUAGACAGCUGUGCUUGUAAACAAUGGUUAUUCCACCAAGUACUAAAGUAUGUGUUCUAAGGAAUCAAAUACUUGUUUCCCUAGAUAAAUGACAAAUUGUAACUGUUACAUAAUGACUUUUUCUUGCUUUUUUUG
Brienomyrus brachyistius is the source of this 1124-nucleotide messenger RNA. RefSeq names its product LYR motif-containing protein 4A (gene lyrm4b). The transcript has 3 exons. Bases 20 to 247 code for a protein of 75 amino acids. Gene Ontology annotation, biological process: iron-sulfur cluster assembly. Gene Ontology annotation, cellular component: mitochondrion; L-cysteine desulfurase complex. The record is from RefSeq and is a predicted model, not a curated record. Lineage: Eukaryota; Metazoa; Chordata; Actinopteri; Osteoglossiformes; Mormyridae.